GAAGUUAUUUAAUAUAUGACCUUCGUUAUAAUUUACAGGGGUAAUUUCGAUGAUAACACUACAAGAUUUUAUACUGGUUGCGUAGUAGAAGCUUUCGAUUAUCUCCAUUCUCGAAAUAUAAUUUAUAGAGAUUUGAAACCAGAAAAUAUGUUACUAGAUAAUACGGGUUAUGUUAAAUUGGUUGAUUUUGGUUUUGCUAAAAAGCUGCACAAUGGUCGUAAAACGUGGACAUUUUGCGGAACACCGGAAUACGUAGCUCCAGAAGUAAUACUAAACCGAGGUCAUGAUAUAUCUGCCGAUUAUUGGUCUCUUGGCGUGCUUAUGUUUGAAUUGCUCACUGGAACUCCUCCAUUCACUGGACCCGAUCCCAUGAAAACAUACAACAUUAUCCUUAAAGGUAUUGACGCAGUGGACUUUCCUCGUUGCAUAACUAGAAAUGCCAUGGCAUUAAUAAAGAAAUUAUGCAGAGAUAAUCCUUCGGAACGAAUUGGUUAUCAAAAAGGAGGCAUACAAGACAUACAGAAGCAUAAGUAUGUAUUUAAUUUUU
This is a messenger RNA of Centruroides sculpturatus (bark scorpion), 547 nucleotides long. RefSeq names its product cGMP-dependent protein kinase, isozyme 2 forms cD5/T2-like. The transcript has 4 exons. Gene Ontology annotation, biological process: protein phosphorylation. Gene Ontology annotation, molecular function: protein kinase activity; ATP binding. The annotation marks the transcript as partial. NCBI's taxonomy places the organism in Eukaryota, Metazoa, Arthropoda, Arachnida, Scorpiones, Buthidae. The record is from RefSeq and is a predicted model, not a curated record.